UGCUCUCGGAACUUGUUCUCUUCCCCCGUCCUCAAUGAACCCCUCCCCGAUCUCCACUUUCGACCUCCCCUCCUUCUUUCCCACUUUCUGGCAAUCCGGAGUCCAUCCACACCUUUCCUUUUAUCUGGAAUCCCUCGCUGUCCCCCUCCUCGAUCCCCAGCAGUGGAGGCGUUGGCGAGAACACUUUGUCGAGCUGUCAAUGUGCCUGGUCGGAGUAAAGGUCACGUGGACGCGGCACGUGGAUCACCAUCAGUGGGUCGAGUACCUCGAGCUACUGAUCAUCCAAGCGUGGCGAGUGGAAACCGGGGGCGAUCUGCUCGGAUUCCUCUUCGGAUCAGUGCGACCCGAUCACCGCCAACUGAUCGUGCACGAGCUAACGGUCCCCCUUGCGCAGCUAGCUGGCGAUCUCCCACUUGAGAUCGUCUCACAGAGCGACGACAGCCCAGUCCCACACGUUCUCACAGGGACCUUGGCGCCAUAUCUCCAGUGGUCGACGUGCUUAGAGGAACCAGGAAGCGGCCGCAACCCACCGUCACGGCGAGGCUAUCUGGACCCGUAUGAGAUAUUCGACCUUGCCUUCUUCCAAGAUCGGACAGCUUCCGAGAAUGAAGACGUAGAGAUUGAAGCGGAAGAAGAAAGCUCGGAAGAAGAAGAAGCCGAAGAAGAAGCCGGCGAGGAAGAAACUCUCGAAGAAGGGAGUUAUAGUAAGCACAGCGAAGGUGCGCAAAGUGAGGAGGAGGAGGAAGAACAAGGCGACGACGAAGAAGAAGAAGAAGAAGAGGAGCUGGAAGAGUCGGAGUGGGAAGGAUUCGAGGAAGAGGUGUGUGACGAGGCUCAGGCGCAGGCACAGGCGCAGAAGAGAGAAGAAAUCGCGGCCGGGAAGCGACAGUUGAAAUUCGCCAGCGCAGCCACCGACGACCCUGCCCGAGAUCCAGAGCCACCUAAGCCAGAGGAUGGAGAGGCAGCUGCCGAGACUUCGACCGCACCAGCAAGGCAGCGACGAAGUCGAUCCCCCUCCCCCUCCGCCUCCGACCGCCCACCAACUCGUCCACGUACCAAUGCGGGGCAUCGGGCUUCGUCCCUGGUCAUUAUCCCCCUGUCCCCUUGACCACCUCUCUUUCCGCUAGAUCACUACUCACGUCACCUUCACCGACGACCCCUUUCCCAUCGAUACCUUCCGCUUUUUCUC
Chara braunii is the source of this 1189-nucleotide messenger RNA. The record is from the annotation of a GenBank genome assembly. Lineage: Eukaryota; Viridiplantae; Streptophyta; Charophyceae; Charales; Characeae.